AUGUAUUGCUAUGGUAAUGGAUUGUUUCAGGUGGAAGAGGACCCGAUAGAAAAUGAAACCUUUGUUGCAGAAACAGAAUCCGUUCCGAUUGGUGCUAGUCAGUCAGACGAUCAAAGAGAUGUCAUCAUUCUCGAUGGAAUAGGUUCGUUUGGUGCAAUUGAUUUUGAUGCGUUGCGAGCUGAGGAGAUUAUGAUGAUAGAGUUUGUCGAUUUGAAAACUGCUUACGACUUCUAUAACGAGUACGGUCGAAUUAAGGGGUUUUCCAUAUGGCGGUCGAAGGUAGGGCGCUGCAAGAAGGCAGGAUCUGAGGGUGACAUUAUAUGGCAAAUUUUUGUAUGCUCACGACAAGGUGAACGAGAUGCAAAGCAUGUUCACAGAAAUGAUAGGAAGAUGGAUCCUAGACCAGUAACGCGAUGCGGUUGUAAUGCGCGGAUAAAAGUUCAUGUUGACUUGAGAAAUGGGAGAUGGUACGUUGACUUUUUCUCCGAUGAACAUAACCAUGACAUGUUGGAGGCAAGGUUUAGGGGAAUGAUGCGGUCUCACCGGGCAAUAAAAAUGAGGGAUUUACACCAGAUUAAUACUUUGAGAAGCUCUGGCCUUCGAGUUCCGACAAUAUUUCAGGCUUUUGCAAACCAAAGUGGUGGAUUCGAGAUGGUUGGGUUUCAGGUGAAAGACAUCUAUAAUGUAAUUGAGAAGCAAAGAAGAGCUGGAGCAAGCGACACGGAUAAUGCACUCAAGUAUUUACAAAUGUUGAAGAGGCGUGACCCCUGUAUGUUUUGGAAGUAUUCGUUGGAUGAACAACGGAGGCUCCACAAUAUAUUUUGGUGUGAUGGCGCAAGUCAGUAUGAUUUCAAUGUUUUCGGAGAUGUUACGGGGUUUGAUGCAACGUAUGGGAGGAAUAAGUACAAAUGUCCCUUUGUGAUAUUCUCUAGCGUGGAUCACCACAUGCGCAAUGUUGUGUUUGGAUGCGCGGUUCUCUCAAAGGAAGGGGAGGAAAGCUAUGUGUGGUUGCUUCGGGUAUUUCUGGAGGCCAUGAAAGGAAAGGCUCUUAAGUCCGUUAUUAACGACGGUGAUCAAGCCAUGAAAAGUGCAAUCAAAGUUGUAUUUCCAGAAGCACAUCAUAGAUUGUACAGCUGGCACUUGCUACGCAAUGCGACCGCUCGAGUAGGUAUUCCACGGUUUAUGACCAAGUUUCGUCUUUGUUUAAUGGGGGAUUUGGAGGUCGAUGACUUUGAAGAUAUAUGGAAUGAUGCAAUUGAAGAAUUUGGGUUGCAACAAAAUUCAUGGGUCAAGGAUAUGUAUGAAAAGAAACAUAUGUGGUCAAAUUCCCACAUUAGGGGUAAGUUCUUUGCUGGGCUCAAGACAACAUCAAGGUGUGAGGCGCUAAAUAUGCAGAUAGGGAAGUUUAUACACAACGGCUACAACUUGAGGGAAUUUAUUAAGCAUUUCCAACAGUAUUUAGAGUUCAUGCGUAGAAGAGUAGUGGUUGCUGAUUACAAAUCUGCUUAUGGAGAACCGGUUGUGAAAACAAGAUUGGAGGAGUUAGAGCGGUUUGCAGCAGCAGUAUACACACGAGAGGUCUUUGUCUUAUUUCGGGAGGUGUUAUUACUAGCUAGCAAUGUCAGAGUAGUUUCUUCGAAGAAGACAAGCACAUGUACAUUGUUUGAGGUGGCCAUGUAUUGCCAAGAAUUGCUGCUAGAGGACUACAACAACCAAGCAGGUCCUUAUCAAACAGUUGUCCAUGAAUCAAAACCUGGCUUUGUUAACAAUGAAGGCUUCCAAUGUGUUUUUUGA
Messenger RNA from Arachis duranensis, 1794 nucleotides. RefSeq names its product protein FAR1-RELATED SEQUENCE 5-like. The coding region runs from base 1 to 1794 and encodes 597 amino acids. The transcript has 3 exons. The record is from RefSeq and is a predicted model, not a curated record. Lineage: Eukaryota; Viridiplantae; Streptophyta; Magnoliopsida; Fabales; Fabaceae.